Molecule: messenger RNA, 2489 nt
Organism: Cynocephalus volans (Philippine flying lemur)
Lineage: Eukaryota; Metazoa; Chordata; Mammalia; Dermoptera; Cynocephalidae
Gene: LARP6
Product: La ribonucleoprotein 6, translational regulator
Exons: 3
Coding region: 87-1565 (492 amino acids)
Biological process (GO): RNA processing
Cellular component (GO): nucleus
Molecular function (GO): mRNA binding
Source: RefSeq, a predicted model, not a curated record
GCCGCCGCCGUCGCCGCGGUCCGGCUGCCUGGGCCUCGCGGCGCGGGGACCCCGGCGGCGUCGCAGUCCCGGCGCGCCCGCGAGCCAUGGCCCAUGCCGGCGAGGAGGCUCUGCCCGGGCCCGAGACAACGGUGCAGAUCCGCGUCGCCAUCCAGGAGGCCGAGGACGUGGAGGAGUUGGAGGACGAGGACGAGGGGCCGGAGACGCGGGCCGCCGGGGACCCGGCCCGGUACCUCAGCCCCGGCUGGGGCAGCGCCAGCGAGGAGGAGCCGAGCCGCGGGCACGGUGGUGCCACCACAAGUGGGGGCGAGAAUGAGCGUGAGGACCUGGAACAGGAGUGGAAGCCCCCGGACGAAGAGUUAAUCAAGAAACUGGUGGAUCAGAUCGAAUUCUACUUUUCUGAUGAAAACCUGGAGAAGGAUGCCUUCCUGCUAAAGCAUGUAAGGAGGAACAAGCUGGGGUAUGUGAGCGUCAAGCUACUCACGUCCUUCAAAAAGGUGAAACACCUUACACGGGACUGGAGAACCACAGCACAUGCUUUGAAGUAUUCAGUGACCCUUGAGUUGAAUGAGGAUCACCGGAAGGUGAGGAGGACCACCCCUGUCCCACUGUUCCCCAAUGAGAACCUCCCCAGCAAGAUGCUCCUAGUCUAUGACCUCUUCCUGUCCCCUAAGCUGUGGGCCCUGGCCACCCCGCAGAAGAAUGGAAGGGUGCAGGAGAAGGUGAUGGAACACCUGCUCAAGCUCUUUGGGACCUUUGGAGUCAUCUCGUCAGUGCGGAUCCUCAAGCCCGGGAGAGAGCUGCCCCCUGACAUACGGAGGAUCAGCAGCCGGUAUAGCCAGCUGGGGGCCCAAGAAUGUGCCAUUGUGGAGUUUGAGGAGGUGGAAGCAGCCAUCAAAGCCCAUGAGUUCAUGGUCACGGAGUAUCAGGGCAAAGAGAACAUGAAAGCUGUCCUGAUUGGUAUGAAGCCUCCCAAAAAGAAACCUCCCAAAGACAAGAACCACGACGAGGAGCCCACUGCAAGCAUCCACCCGAGCAAGUCCCUAAACAAGAGAGUUGAGGCGCUUCAGUACGUGGGUGAUGAGUCUUCAGCCAACAGCUCCUCGGACCCCGAGAGCAACCCCACAUCCCCUAUGGCUGGCCGGCGGCAUGUGGUCACCAACAAGCUCAGUCCUUCUGGCCACCAGAAUCUCUUUCUGAGCCCGAAUGCCUCUCCAUGCUCAAGUCCUUGGAGCAGCCCCCUGGCCCAGCGCAAAGGCGUGUCCAGGAAAUCCCCACUAGCUGAGGAAGGCAGACUGAACUCUAGCACCAGUCCUGAGAUCUUUCGCAAGUGCACGGAUUAUUCCUCUGACAGCAGCGUCACUCCCUCUGGCAGCCCCUGGGUUCGGAGGCGCCGCCAAGCCGAGAUGGAGUCCCAAGAGAAAAGCCCUGGUGCAAGUCCCCUGCUGUCCCGGAAGAUGCAGACUGCAGAUGGGUUACCUGUGGGGGUGGUGAGGUUGCCCAGAGGCCCUGACAACACCCGAGGAUUUCACGGUGGACACGAGAGGAGCAGGGCCUGUGUAUAAAUACCUUCUAUUUUUAAUACCAGCUCCAUUGAGAACCACUUUUAUUUUCAAAGUUCUGACAAAUACCUGGCAUGACAUAGAAUGGACUUCAGUCCCCUUUGAAAGGAUUUGUAUACAUGUAGACCUCUUAAUUUAUAUAUUUGCAACAUCUAUAUGUUGUCUGGUAUACCAUGGUUUUAAGACCAUCUUCUAGGUCAGCACACCCAUUCCUCCCAGCAUGGCCAUUAUUUUGUUGAUGCCCGAGAGCUCAGAGGAGUUCUUUGGUGCGAUGGCAAGCAGUUAAGCUGACAGCAUGGUGUCUUCUAAGACCAAAUGUAUGUUACCUGUCACGUGAAUAAAUAAAACACCCAACCAGGAGUGCUGGCUCCGAGGUCUGACAGUAGUCCUUGCCCAUCUGACAAGGCUGCAGGUGGGUGUCUUGAGGCUCUAAGGAUCUUAGCAGAGCUGCACUUCAUCUGUGUACCCCAGGGCAGCCCCGGGGCCCUCUUUGGGUCCCCUGGCAGCCUGAGAGGUCUCUCAUCACAGUGAAUUUCACCAAGCAAAGGCAGCUUGGUAUGUACUGAUGGUUCUCCAGAUAUGGUCCUAGACCAGCAGCAUUAACAUCACCUGGGAAUUUGUCAGAAAUGUACAUUCUUAGGCCCUACCCAGGCCUACUCAAGCAGAGACUUUGGGAGAGGGGCUUGGAAUCUGGUUUUUAACAAACCCUUGAUUCUGUGCAUGCUAGGGUGAGAACCACUGGUGUGGACAAAGGUUGUGGGACUCGAGGUCAGUCCAUUUGACUCAUGUCUCCCACUUACUGUUUUGUGACAUUGGGGACAUUACUAACCCCCCUGAGCCUCAUAGUAUCCCUGCAAAGUGCUCUGUCAUGAUGUCAGUGUCUGGAAAACAGUUGGCCCUCCAUGAAUGUUAGCUCCUUUACCUUCU